AUGACUGCCUCACUCCUUACCCUAGAUGUCAAAGGCGCCUUUGAUUCCGUACUUCCCAGCAGACUGAUCCGCAGACUACGCGAGCAGGGCUGGCCUACCAAUCUCGUUCUCUGGAUUGCCUCCUUCGCUACUGGAAGAUCAGUUCAGAUCCGACUCGAUGGAGAGAUCGGCCCCUCAACAGACAUUACCUGCGCUGCCUGGCCACUUCGCAAAAGGCUUCCUUAUACCAAAAGCGGAUCUAUCCAAAUCCGAUGGGUCCCUGGACACGCCAAAAUCCCUGAGAACAAAGUGGCUGAUCUCGCUGCCAAAGAGGGAGCUGCCUCAAUCCCUGAGAACAAAGUGGCUGAUCUCGCUGCCAAAGAGGGAGCUGCCUCAAUCCCUCCUGCUCCUCACAAAUCCUCAUACGCCUCGCUAAAGAGAUACGCCAAGACUCAAUCUCUAUCCGCUGCUCAGUCACAAUGGGAGAAGGUGGCACCAUAG
Molecule: messenger RNA, 480 nt
Organism: Talaromyces stipitatus ATCC 10500
Lineage: Eukaryota; Fungi; Ascomycota; Eurotiomycetes; Eurotiales; Trichocomaceae
Exons: 2
Coding region: 1-480 (159 amino acids)
Molecular function (GO): nucleic acid binding
Source: RefSeq, a predicted model, not a curated record